Messenger RNA from Peniophora sp. CBMAI 1063, 213 nucleotides. NCBI's taxonomy places the organism in Eukaryota, Fungi, Basidiomycota, Agaricomycetes, Russulales, Peniophoraceae. The record is from the annotation of a GenBank genome assembly.
AUGACCAGAGAGGCCCGCUUCUUUUCCCAUGUCAAGCGUGAUCGACGCGAUCACCUUACCGACUUCAUCGAAAGUUUGCGCCAGCCCCUUGAGACUCCCAUCUUAUCGAAGCGCGGCGGACUUCACGACGUGCCAGCACAGUUGGUACUGUAUACACUUACGUCACGCGUGCAACCAGUCACGCGUGCAACCAGACUGUAUGGCAGAGAAUGA